This is a messenger RNA of Sebastes umbrosus (honeycomb rockfish), 1783 nucleotides long. RefSeq lists its product as uncharacterized. The transcript has 3 exons. The record is from RefSeq and is a predicted model, not a curated record. Lineage: Eukaryota; Metazoa; Chordata; Actinopteri; Perciformes; Sebastidae. The coding region runs from base 182 to 784 and encodes 200 amino acids. Gene Ontology annotation, biological process: cellular response to gamma radiation; intrinsic apoptotic signaling pathway in response to DNA damage by p53 class mediator.
AUCAGCUCCUCCCCUUGAGGAAGUUAAUCGCUGUCAUUCUUUGCUCUCUCAUGUUGUCAAACUUGAAGAGUUUUUACAACUGCAACUCAACUUUGCGAUUCAGCCUGUGUGAUCAUUUACUUUUAUAUUGAGAGGAAUAUCUUGUUAUAUAAAUUAUUUGUGAGCAAAGUUUAUCAUCAUAAUGGAUUCUAACGUGACUGCACAUGUUAAACAAUCAGACGUUGCUAUUCUGUUUUUUACCGUCUUGAGUGGUCUUAUAGUUACUGUACUGUUCGUAUUGUUUGAGGACGAGAAGGCAGAAGAUGAGGAACGUAAGCAGAGGGCACUUGCCUUUAAACAGACCGUCUUCCAGGCUUUCUUUUGGGUUCUCGAUGUUGUGGCAGGAAAUGUGGCCGGUGCUCUGAACGUGCUCUUACAGUAUGUCACACACUUCCUGCAGGCUAUUGGAAUCCAAGUUGGCCUUCCUGUCAAUCCAGUGACACCAGAAGGGGUCAUCAUUGUCGCUCAGUGGGUUUUUCUGCUACUCAUAUGCUAUGGGGUGAUCACUCUUGCCUUUCUAUUGGUCACCUUCUUCCUGAGGUGCUUGUGGUGGCUGCUGAAAGUGGGAGUGGCAUUGGCCUGUUUUGGACUCAUCCUGAAUGACCACAGUGUCGACACAAAAACCAUGGUAUUUAGACUGUUGAGCCUGGGGUGCAUCUGCCUCCUAUUGAGCACCAGGCCGUGUAAGGCUGCUAAAAUUGUUCAUCUGGAUGAGCAGGUGAAGAUCUUAGAAAAACGAGUCUGAGAGAUCGACAGAUGGAAAAGAAAAUGUACUAUUUUGUCUUGUGGGAUUUUGUGUUUUGUGAUUUUUGUAGUCUUUGUUGUUUGUACUGUCAUAUCUAAUUCAAAGAACUUGUGAGUGCUAUUUUCCUUAAAGGGGUUUUGGAACUUCAGGGAUGAAAAGUUGUCAGUAGUGUUGGGCUGAAAAGGUAAAGAAAUACUGCUCAAAACAUGAGGCUCCAUAUAUCCAACCCUAGAUAUAGGCCCCUUAAACACUCUUUGAGAUGAUAGAUGCUAUUAUAUUGAUGAAAAAUGGUAGAUCCCAUCUUACAAAUUGAAUAUCCAGAAAAGUGAAUGUUUUCCAAAAAGUCAGCUAGCCUUAACAAUCAAACAAUCUGAUCUACCAUUUCAAUUGGCUGAAACAGUGUUUGGGUAGCUCAAUAUUCCAGAGGAAACAGAGCUGUGGUGGACUCGCUCUUCCAAACCUCUUAUGUUAUUACCGGGCAGCUAACCAUUGUGCUUCAGUGAACGACAGGAUAGUUGGUACCAUCUCAAAGCAGAAUCCUGCACGUCAUCAGCCCUCCAAGCUUUGGUAUGUUGCCCAACUUCCUGUUGGCCAACAAAAUAUUCACUGAAUUUAGUUGCCGUUCACACAUUUAAGAUCUGGGCCCAAAUUAAACAAAAGUUUAACUGGUCUUCCAUACUUCUAGUAACCCCAUUUUAAUCACCCGUUUUCCCUUCUACACACAUACUGUAUGUACUGGUCUUGUCCUAAACUUGUAAGAUUCUGGGAGUAAUUCUUCACCACAUUUCCCAGAGUGCUUAACAGAAUCAUAAUCCAGUCACCUGAAACUGCAAUUUUUGGUGUGCCAACUGAAAUGCAACCAGCAUGCAAUUCCAGCUUUGGAUGUUGAAGGGAUGGGUGAGGUAAAGAGUAAAAAUGUUAAAAUGUGUGCCCUCCAUUUCUUUGUACACAUAUUCCAUUUUGCAUUUGUCCUAAAUAAAAAAUGUAAAAAAAAGACUA